This is a messenger RNA of Arachis ipaensis, 1110 nucleotides long. Lineage: Eukaryota; Viridiplantae; Streptophyta; Magnoliopsida; Fabales; Fabaceae. The record is from RefSeq and is a predicted model, not a curated record.
UUUAAAAGUCACACAUACUAUUGGAAUAGUGAUAUUAUUAUUGGAACGAAUGUAGACCACAGAAUUUCGAUGGGCAAGUGCCAAGACAAGACAGUGAAGAAUGAAGAUAGAAAUUGACAAAUCAUUCAUUGAGACCCAAAAGAGUUAAGAGAGCGAGUCCACAAACGACAUAGGGCACGUGACGUUUUGUAUUGCACUGCUCUGUGGAUAUCAUUUGGACUAAAAAAUCAAAUAAACGGGGAGAAAUUAAAAUCCAUUCUACAAAAGCCCACCAAGCUAGAAUAAUUGAAAGAAAAAAAGAGAGUAGAAAUUGAAAAUGUGAGGAAGAGUGUAGAAGAGGAAAGUGGGAAACAAAGAUGCGGUGUUUCUGGCUAGCUCCGGCUCCAGCAAUCCCCAAACACGCCACGCCAAGCUACAGUGUUGGUGUUCCUUCCUCCGCCCCUCAGCCACGGCAGCGCUGCCGUGCAAUAGCUCAAACAAAACAAGGGCCAAAGAAGGACGUGGAGAUCAGUGGAUCAGAUAUACUGCGGGCACUGCAGAGAGCAAGUGCCAGUAAGAGUAAGAGUAAAAAUAGGAACAAGAAGAGGGUCUCAUCCUCUUCCUCUGUGGAGCCUCCCACGGAACAAACACAAACUGCUGCGGACUGCACCAGUGUUCGCCCACUCUGCAUAAAACCUCACUGGCCUGCCAAAUUAGAUGACUUGGAUAAACGUCUUCAAAGCAACGAGUCAACGACCCCUGCACAAGGAUUUUAUUAACACUUAAUGCAGCGGGGUCACAAUUAUGUUAUGCAAUCUGUUGCAAGAUAUGGUGGGUCACAGAAUUCCAAACAUGUUAACCACUUCACAUCACACUGUGUAAGAUCCUAAGGAAGCACUCUUGCAGAUGAGGGAGGUUCAACUCGGAUACACCCAAUAUUCAUUAUUAUUUUCUUACUCUAAUUUGUUCACUGUAACCUCAACCACUGUAGGUUAAAUCAUAUAAUAGACUACUACUAUAUAGUCAUUUUAGACAAAAAAUAAUAUGGAAAAACAGAAACAUAAAUUGGAGUGAGGUAAAUAAUCACAAGCGCAUGAAACCAGUGCUAUAAAUAUAGCAACAAAUUAUUCA